Molecule: messenger RNA, 4032 nt
Organism: Monoraphidium neglectum
Lineage: Eukaryota; Viridiplantae; Chlorophyta; Chlorophyceae; Sphaeropleales; Selenastraceae
Exons: 2
Coding region: 1-4032 (1343 amino acids)
Source: RefSeq, a predicted model, not a curated record
AUGGCGGUGCACAUGCGCAUGGGCUUGGCUGACUUGGGGGCCGAACUGCGGCGCGCGGGCCUCUCCCCCGCUGCAGUGUCGGCGGUGGCGUCCCACCUGCCCGGAUGGCCCAGCUUGUCGCGCGACCCCGAGGGCUUCCGGCGCCGCUUGGACGCUCUGGUGGCGCUGGCGGGUGGCGAUGCGGCCCUGGCCAGCGAGGCGCUUGCGCGCGAACCGCGGCUGCUGACGCGCGUGCCCGGCGCGCUGCGCCAUGAGGCGGCACGCCUCCAGGAGCUGCUGGGCAUUGAUGCGGCGCAGAUGGCGCGCGUCGUGGCAGGCGCGCCGCAGGCACUGAUGACACUUGGACGAGCUGGCGUGGCUGCGCGGCUCGACGGGUUGCAGGCCGUGCUCGCGGGCAGCGGCUCUGGAGCCCAUGUUGACAUUGGGGGCAGCAGUGACGCUGGGAGCAGCGGCAGCCGCGGCGCCGGCAACGGACCCCAUCCGCUGGGGCUGCUCGUCGGCCGGGCGCCUGCACUGCUGCUCCUGACCCCCGCGACGCUGCAGCAGCGCCUGGCAGGGAUCACAGCGGCGCUGCAGUCCUUGGCGGCAGCAAGCGACAGCAGCAGCAGCAGCAGCAGCAGCAGCAGCAGCAGCAGCAGCAGCAGCAGCAGCAGCAGCAGCAGCGGUGGAAGCCGCGCUGGUGGUGUGCCGCCGCUGCAAGCAGCGGAGGCGCCUCAGUGCGCGGCUCGCCUAGCGUCCGAGCGCCCCGAGCUGCUUUUUGUCAGCACCCAGGCGCUGGCAGCGCGCGCUGCUGAGCUCCGGCGCCUGCUGGGGCCCGGCCCUGCGGCCUCCCUGGUUUCGCCGGACCUGGUGGCCCUGCUUGUGCCGCUGCUGCUGGUCCGCAGCGAACACGUGAGACGGCACCACGAGUCGCUGCGCACGAUGCUGCCCGGGCUGCCGCUGCGGCAGUUGCUGGUCCUGCUGGGCCGCAGCCAGCUGCGGUGGGAGCAGCUGGACUACCUGCGCCACGCCCGCAUCGUGCCGGCUUGGGGCGCACACCACCCGCAGCAAGCCGGCGCCGUCGGGGCUAGCAGCAGUGGCGGCGGUAGUGGCGGCGGCAGUGGCGGCUUUGACGGGGAGUUGUUGGCUGUUGCCAGCGGCAGGGGUGGUGGCAACGACGGCAGGAUUGCUGCCGGCGGCACUGGCGAAGGCUCUUUCGAUGUUCACCUGCAGGCGGGGCGGCUGGCGCUGCUCCAGGACCAGGGUCUGUUUGCUCAGCUGCACCCGGACUUUCGUGCCUGGCAGGGCCUGCGCGGAGUGGCGCACGCGGCGCCGGGGGACUGGGGGUGGCGUGCUGAGUUUGACCGCGAGCUGGUGGGGCCGGCGCUGGCUGAGUGGCUGGCCGGCAUGCGUGGCAAGUGGGCGCGCCUGCUCGUCUGCCGCGCGCACUCCUUGUCGCCAGCCGGCAUCAGCAGCACCAAGGCGGCGCGGCGGCGCAAGGCGCAGCAGCAGCGGCAGCGAGCUGCUGCUGUGGCCGUCAAAGGCGCGGAUGCAGACGACGAUGCCCCUCAGCCCUUCCCCAGCCUGCGCCGUCUGCAGGCGAUGAGCGACGCCGAGUUUGCGGCGUUUUCCAAGGGCCUGGGCGCCCACGGGCUGGGGCCGCCGCUGCCCGCGCUGCCGGACCAGGACGCGCUGGCCCUGGUGGCGCGCAGUAAUGCCGCGCUGCAGCAGCGGCUGGCGGCGUACGCAGCCGCGUGGCAGGCGCUGCAGCACGAGGCGGAGGGCUGCCCAGAGUGGCAGCAGCAGCUGGCAGAGUGGCUGCAGCGCCUGCCCGCCGCCCUGGCGGACGAGGGGGCGCAGCAGCUCCUCGGCAGUGCCCAACGCAGCGGCGGCAAGCCCUGGGUCCCUGAGGGCCGCGAGUUGCAAGAAGGCGGAGCGGCGGCCGGCGGGAAGGGCGGCAGCAGAGACGCCUUGGUUGGUAGGCGGGCAGCCAGCGGGGAGGCGCGCUCGACUGGGUGGUGGGAUCGCCUCGCCUCUGACAGCGAGGAGCGCGACCGUUUGCUGCAGCGGCUGCGCUUUCUGCGCCGCGCGGGGGUGCCGCCCGCCGCCGGCGGCCCCGGCGACCUGUGGCGCGCCCUCUGCUCCCGCGAGGCGGCCUUUGCCACCGCGCACCGCGGCUACCCGUCCUGGGCGGCGGUGGCGGGGGUGGCGCGCGGGCGGCCCCCCUGGGAGGCGGAGCUGCUCACGUCCCCGGAGCUGGCGGGGCGCCAGCUGGCCGCGUGGCUGCGCACCCUGGCGGCGCAAGGGCUGCCCCGGCUGCAGUUCCUCACGUUGGCAGACGGCGGGGACGCCUGGCGGGCUGUGGGGCUGCACGAGGCGGUGGCCAUGGACGAGGACGGCUUUGCAGACCUGUUCCCGGCCUACCGCUACGGCGCAUGGCGCCUGCUGCUCGCUGACGGCGCGGCGCCGCUUGCGAGCGGGGAUGGCCCAGCCGGCGCCAUCGCGACAGAGGGGCGUGCCGGCGCUGAUGCUGCGUGUGACAGAGCGCCAAAGGGUGGCGCUGGUGGCGAGGCGCCCGGCAGCAUCAGGGGCGCCAAAAGGGCCACCCAGACCAGCCGGAGCAGUGACAGCAUCACGCCAGCCAGCAUGGCCAGGUCAGGAGGCCGCCAGACAAAGGUCAACGCGCCCGGCGGCGGUGAUGCCGAAACCCCCGCGCCAUCGGCCGCCCAGGGGCUGACCGCAGCCGCCGCCGCAGCUGCAGCCGCACCUGGGGGCGCGGCGCUGUCCUCCCGCUCCGCGGCGCAGCAGCUAGCCAGGGCGUCAGCGCUCAUGGAGGUGACUGAGCGCUGCGGCCCCUGGCGCACCGAGGCGCAGGGCUGGGACAGCGGCACUUGGCGGCGCGUGCUGCGCGCGCUGAACGCUCCUGGCUGCCUGGAUCGCGCCGAGUAUGUCCUGGCCACAGCCGGCGAGGGCGGUGGCAGCGACGCGCAGUUGCCCCCCCUGGCCACCCUGCUGACGCAAGGCCGCCGCACGUUUCAGGCCGCACACUCACUGUUUGGCUUGUGGUGCGGCCUGAGGUCAGCACUGGCGAGCGUGCCGUCGUGGCAGGCAGAGAUGGCGGCCUGGGGGCCGCAGCGGCUGAGGAGCACCCUGGAAGCUGGGCUAGAGGCAGCAGUUGAAGACAGCAGCAGCACUGGCUGCAGCAGCAGCGACGGCCAAGUCACUGCGCCAAGAGACGUUCCAGGGGGCAUGGGAGAGGCUGGUGUGGGUGCUGAUGCAGGUGCCCAGCACAUUCAGCGCGCGGCAGCAGGUCAUAUUAACAGCAGCGGCAGCAGCACCAGCAGCACCAGCAGCAGCAGCAGCAGCAGCAGCAGCACCAGCACCAGCAGCGGCAGCGGCAGCAGCGGCGGCGGCGGCGGCAGCAGCAGCAGCGGCGGCGACGGCAGCAGCAGCGCAAGCAGCGACGCUGCGACCAGCAGCGCCACUGUCAGGGGGGACAAGCAGGAAGGCGGGACCACCGCCUCUGGGGCGGUGGCCUCCGACCCGCGGGUGGCGGAGGUGCUGCGCCGCGUACGCUUCCUCACAGCGUCUCGGCGGUGGCGCUCCUACGAAGGCGGCCUGGCGGAGGCGCUGGUGCAGCCGAGGGCCGCGUUCCUGGCACGCUGGCCGGUCUUCGACCCCGAUGCAGCCCGGCGCGCAAAGGAGGCCGCAAAGCAAGCCCAGCUUGCCGAGGCUGCGCGCCUGGAGGCGGCAUGGGUGGGGCCGCAGCACCUGGCGCCAGGGACGUACGAAGCGCUGCGGCCCCGCGCGCGCGCAGCGGCCGACAGCGGGCGGCUGGCUGAGCUGCAGCGCCUGGCGCACACCUCGCCAGACUCUUGGGAGCGGGUGCUGCGCAGGUACCGCCCGCGCAGCCUCGAGUUCCUGCUGCUGGCCUCGGACGACCACAUGGAGCUGCUGCGCUACGCCGCAGAGUGCGUGGCUGGCCGCGGCUGGGUGGCCUGGGUUUUGCUGGUGCCCUGCGAUGCAGCCUACCACUCCUUGCUGAAACGGUAG